UUGCCGCUGACGUCACUUCCGGCUAGUUUCUGGUAGCUUCGGAAGUGUGUGCAUGUUUUGGAUUAUUUUUGAUAAAGAAACAGCUGCCGACACUGGAUAAGAGCGGGGAAUAUAGUGACUACUGAGAAUCAUGAUGGAGGAGCAACCCACAGACAUAGAGGUGACCGUGAAGACAUUAGAUUCUCAGAGCAGAACUUACACGGUCCGAGCUCAGCUGACAGUGAAAGAGUUUAAGGAGCACAUAGCACCUUCUGUUGGCAUCCCCAUCGACAAACAGAGGCUGAUCUACCAGGGCCGUGUGCUGCAGGACGACCGCACACUGCAUGACUACAAUGUUGGAGGUAAAGUCAUUCACCUGGUGGAGCGAGCUCCUCCACCGGCCUCUCAGCCCGGCUCUGGCUCUGGGGCCUCUCCCGUCGACAGUGCAGGCUCCUCCUCCUCACAGCAGGGUGCGCCCCAGGGACCUCCACACGACCGAAAUGCUAACAGCUACGUGAUGCUCGGGACUUUCAACCUGCCAGUCAACAUCAUGGACCCGCAGCAAAUACAGAUGUCUGUGCAGCAAAUGGUGUCGGGGAUGGGUGAGAAUGCACGCCAUGCUCGAGUGACCACGUCUACUGGGAGUAAUGGGUCGGUGAAUGUGCACAUCGACAUGGAGCAGCCAGUGCAGAGUGAACCGCGACUGAGGCUCGUUUUGGCUGAAAAUCUACUGCGAGACGUCAAUGAGAUGAUCAGUCGAAUGGAGAGCCGCUCCAGUGACGCGUCCUCUCAGACAGAUGCCGCUGCAGCGCCCUCUUCAGGCUCCUCUCCUUCAGUGCAGCCCAUGGACACAUCUCCUCCUGCCUCCACUCCCCCUCCUCCUCCCUCCUCCACUGCUCCAUCUGAGGGACCUACGCCUCAGCCAGGGCCCAACCACCCCAGCCCUGCGGAGCUGGCAGAGAUGCUGACGGAGCUGAGGAGGGUAGAGGAGAGACUACAGCCAUUCAUCCAGAGAGCGCACACUAUUCUGGAGACAGCCACUAGUGCAGAGUACAGCAACAACACGGAGAGAGAGGAGGAUCAGCGCGCACUUACCCUGACCUGGGAGUGUUUACGUCUCCUUGGAAACGCUCUGGUUGCCCUGAGUGACCUGAGGCUGAACCUGAUGAGUCCAGUGCCCAGGCACCUUCAUGUGGUGCGGCCCUUCUCCCACUACAGCACCCCCUUCAGUGCACCUCUACCUGGAGCAAUGCACCCGCCCAUCCCUCUGCAAAUGAACUUGGGUGCCACAGUGACUGUCGCACCCAACAGCACUGAUGGACAAGCCCCUCCCCCUCCAGCGACCAGCCAAUCGGAGCAGGCAGGUCAGGGACAAGCCCCUCCCUCUCAGACUUCCCCGUCCAAUCAGCAGGCUGGACAGGGGCAGGCUGGUGGCCCCCGGGUCAUCAGGAUCAGCCACCAGGCCGUGCCGCUGGUUCUGAUGCAGAUGAACGCGGACGCUCCAGGAGCAGGACCAGCCCCCGGGCCACAGAUGCCAGGGCAGCCAGGGCCGCUCCCUCAGGACUUUAUGCGUAACCUGAUGCAGCAGAUCAGUCAGUAUGCCGCGGCCGUGGCCACCAGUGCUGCUACUGCUGCUACCAGUCAGACAGCGCCCCCUACAGCUGCUCCAGGGCACAAUACCACUCCCACCUCCACACCUGCUCCUCCUCCCCCCUCUGCCCAGGGAACACCUCCUCAGCCCAGGGUAGUGUUUGGCAGACCGCCCUUCCCCCCCAACAUGCCGCCUCCGGCCUUUGGGACCAGAGGAACCACCAUCAACGUGAGGGCUGCCAUGCCGGGACAGCAGCCCGCACAGGCCUUUAACCCUGCAGCUCUGAACCAGAUGAUCAGUGGACUGAUGGGACAGCUGCUGCUGCCUGGACAAAUGGCUGGGCAGACAGUCACCUCCUCCUCCACCUCCUCCUCUACCUCCACCUCUUUCUCCUCCACCACCUCCUUCCCCACCUCUACCUCCUCUUCUGGCUACACUGGUGCUGCUCAGAACCAGACUGACACUCCAUCCGCCCCCUCCGCACCCCCUCCUCAGCCCCAGGACCUGCCUCCAGACCUGGGCCAGUUGCUGGGCUCUCUCCUGGGCAUGGCUGGAGGAGCCACGGGGCCCAUGGGUGCCCCCUCCAUCACAGUGACAACCUCAGGGGUCCCAGCCUUCAUUCAGGGUGUCAGCGACUUCAUGCAGCAUGCGUCCCAGCCGGUGUUCCCCCCUCCCCCCUCUGCUGCCUCUGGCCCAGCCCCCACAGUGCCUCCUGCAGGUGCUCCUGGUCAGAGCCCUGGAGCAGAGGGCCUGAACCCAGAACUGUUCACGGGGAUCUUGGGCGGAGUGCUGAGGACCAUGAUGGGUUCUUUGGGACAGAACCAGAAUGACACAGAAAGCAUUGCACAGUUUAUGCAGCGACUGUCCCAGGCCACCAACAUCUUCAUCAGCCCUGAGGACCCCUCUGGUUUCUUUGGGGAGCUCCUGAUGCUGGUGUGUCAGACCUUCACCAUGUCUGACCUGGUUCUGCUGCUCCAUGGACAGCACCAGCCUCUGGGCCGGAUCCAGCCUCAGCUCGCACAGUUCUUCAGACACAACUACCUGAGCGACCGCGAGCCCACCGAGCAAAACAUAACUGAGGCUGCUGAGAGUUUAAUAAACGAACUGGAGGAAUACAUCACUGAGAGCUUUAGAGAGUCAUCAGUGUCGGUGCUGGAAGGAGUCGACGCCACUCAGACAAACAUGUUGUUCUUUAGACAACAGCUGAGACAGAUCGCUACACACAUUCUCCACUGCACAGAUGAGUCUUUCGGGCCCCGGCUGCUGCAGAUGUGUAACUCUGCUCUGUUCCAGUGUUUGGCUCUGAACCUGUUCUGUUUGAGAGGAGACCAGCAUGCCCUCACUGCUGUUAUCAACCACCGCAUCAGACGCAUGUCCAGUGACAUCAGCCCCAGCCUGGUUAACUGGAUGACCAGUAUGAUGAGCAUGAGGCUGCAGGUGAUACUCGAGAACAUCCCUGUGCCCUCGGAGCAGAUCCAACAGUACGUCGUCUACACAGAGAGAGAUCAUCCUUCAGCCUCAGAGCCACCGGAGCAGGGCCCGAGUGCCACGGCGGGGGACAGUCUGUCUCCGGCCGCCGCCACCACAGCAGAGGAGGCCAUGUCUGUCACUGAGGAAACCAUGCCCAUUGCCCGGGAGAGUGCACCAUUGUCACGGGAACACAAGCCUUUACCAAGCGACUUGGGAGCGAGUGGAGGGGCUGGUCCUCUGGGGGGCGCUGUGCCGCUCGGAGCAGAGGGAGGGAGAGAGGAGACAGAGGCCUGGGCUGCAGCUGUGCCUCCGGAGUGGGUGCCGAUCAUUCGCUGUGACAUGAUGACUCAGAGGAAGAUCAAGUCCCAGCCUCCUCUGUCUGACGCCUACCUGCAGGGCAUGCCCGCUAAGAGGAGGAAGACCGGACAGGGCAGUGGCAGCCUCCUCUCCCUCUCUGACGCUGUGUCUCAGGCCGCUCGCUCCGCCGGUGUCCGACCAAUCACCUCCUCCGAGAGACUGCAGCACGACCUCGAAACCGAUGAGCUACGGGAGGCCUACUCUGAACAGGUGAAGUCUGAUUUGAAGAAGAGGGUUCGUGAGGACCCAGAUUUCAGCUCUCAACAGUUCCCCAACUCACACAGAGCUUUUUCCCCGGACUCCUAACAUUUAUGAAUCCAGGCCUCCGCUUGGUCGCCUUUAAAUGAUGUCAUCACAUUCAGAGGGUUCAGUGUUUUCUGUCAGUGUGAAUCACCUAAGGUCAAAUCAUUUUCUUUCAAAAGCGUCAAAGUUAUUAUUCAAUCGGUUGCAAUUGUAGAAAGCUGAAAGGGGAUUAAAGGUGCACCCCAUGUUGUUUAUGGUGGCUGUUAGUUUCCAAGGAGAUGUUAUUGCUGUGCCUGGAAUGUUCCACAGUAUGGUAUUAAUCUUGUAUACCUUGCAUUAACCCAAAUCACUCUUUCUUUAGAUAAUAUAAUGUCAUUUUCCACAUUAAAUGGUAGUUCUUUCUUUUCUAUUCUCAUGUGGCCUUAUAUCUGUGUAAUCCCUCAGUGUCCAGUAGGUUCACAGUGGUCCAUGUCUAUGUGUCUUAUACUGAUACAGCUCAAGAUUAUGCUAAAGAUAUUCAGGAAAGGUCCAUUUCUGUCCUGUCAAUGUGACUUUUUUUGUAUCGAUACCGGUGAAAAAUGAGGAUCUACUCUUGAUACUAGUUUAGUAUCGAUUAGUAUCUGAUUUUCGAUACUUUUGACACCCCUAAAGCAGUAACAUCUCCAUGGAGACGGCUUAUUAAGUUUGUGAAGCCAAUCAAAAUAAUCAACAUUAAACAUUGAUGCUUCAGCCAUAGAGUCACACAGGCCCCUCAAGCUCAUCUUAGACACAUUCUGAUCAGUUUGUCCUUCCUCCUCACCCGUGCCUCUGGGUCCUGGUCCAGUUCAGUGCUUAUUUAUUUUAAAGGCCCAUAUUAUGCUGUGUUCUGAUCUUUGUUCUAAUGUUGUUCAUCACAAACAGACCUGUAGUUGUGUUUUGUUUCAUCCACACCUGUUUAACACACAAACCCUGCAGAUUUAGACUGAGUCUUCUCUAUUCCACCUUGUGACGUCAUGUGGUAAUGUGUGUUUUUAAACUCCAUAUAUCUUCAGUAGAAUCAUUUGGAUGAUUUCAGCCUUGGAUUUACCCAUCUCUACUGAACUAAAGGUAAAAGGAGCUGUUAACUUGAAAACUACCACUUCAUGACAUCACAAGGUGGAACAGAGCAUUCUGAGUUUUGGAGAUGUAACAGACUAAUAAAGUGUUACUCAAACAUGUGUGAAUGAAAAACACAACUCCAGGUCUGUUUUUGAGGAGGUAACAGUAUUAGAACAUGACUUAAACCUCAUAAGAGUCCAGUUUGUGUUAUAUAGGAGCUUGAAGCUUUCGUCUCGCCUCCACUGUCCUGUGUUCACGAGCCCAUGUUGUUUUUGUUUGAUUUGACUUUUUCUGUUGUCUUUUUCUCUCAAAUGCACGAGUGGACUAAUGAAUAUUUGCUACAUGAAUGUACAGUACGCAAUAAAACCUUGAUACACAAAGACAUUUUACUUUGAGGAAUUGCAGAUGUAUCAUUUAAGUCGUCGCUGAGACUUUCAGACAUGACAUAAUUUCACUACUCUGCCAGUAAACUAUUAUUUUCAUGAAGAU
Molecule: messenger RNA, 5206 nt
Organism: Periophthalmus magnuspinnatus
Lineage: Eukaryota; Metazoa; Chordata; Actinopteri; Gobiiformes; Gobiidae
Gene: bag6
Product: BCL2 associated athanogene 6
Exons: 25
Coding region: 131-3703 (1190 amino acids)
Cellular component (GO): BAT3 complex
Molecular function (GO): polyubiquitin modification-dependent protein binding; misfolded protein binding
Source: RefSeq, a predicted model, not a curated record